GCUGCCAACAUCCAUCAAGAGCUAAUCUACGUUGGGAAAAACAACCUAAAAGAAAAAGUUCGAAUAAACAAAGUCAUGAUCGUGGAUGAGAAAUUGGGGGCUGUUAUUGAGCUGGGCUAUGUCUCAUUCUUCUGGGCAACGCUAAACAGCACGUGGCACUCCAAAUUGCAGUUAAAGGCCGGGGACUCAGAGAAUGACCCGAUAGUGCAGGAGUUUAAGACCAUCCUCAGCACUGUUGAGAUGACUAGAGCAAAAGGGGACAUUUUUCUGCAGGCAAUGUUGGAAUAUUAUAACUGGAUAAGGGAAGUUGGGGAGCUUGGUUUUGUGCGUACAAUUGAUAAGUAUCUUCGUGAGAAGCUCCACCCUACCCACCACUAUACCCGCCUGAUACUGCCUUCAUUGACCGGAGACGAUGUCCCAGAGAGGGUGGUGUGUGCAGAAUGUCGCUGUCCCAUGGAGAAGUUCAUCAUGUAUCGCUGCCGUGUUGAUUGA
Molecule: messenger RNA, 492 nt
Organism: Ilex paraguariensis (yerba mate)
Lineage: Eukaryota; Viridiplantae; Streptophyta; Magnoliopsida; Aquifoliales; Aquifoliaceae
Source: the annotation of a GenBank genome assembly